Actinia tenebrosa (Australian red waratah sea anemone) is the source of this 3080-nucleotide messenger RNA. Its product is annotated as von Willebrand factor D and EGF domain-containing protein-like. Lineage: Eukaryota; Metazoa; Cnidaria; Anthozoa; Actiniaria; Actiniidae. The record is from RefSeq and is a predicted model, not a curated record. Gene Ontology annotation, cellular component: cell surface; extracellular region. Gene Ontology annotation, molecular function: signaling receptor binding. Gene Ontology annotation, biological process: anatomical structure development.
GACUGCGCAUUUUUCUCAGACUUUCAUCGGAUACACUUGGUCCCCAGUUGUACCGAACACUGACCAAUAAACUAUUAGGUAUUCUGUCUAGCUACCCGUUCAUAGGGACUGAAAAAGUCUUCAUAUCCACAAAAGGCAUGAAUCACAAGUGCGUCGUUCGGACAUUGGCUACAGUUGCUAUUUUAUUCUUGGUUGUGAAAGAAAGCAAAGAGAGUGACCUAGACCCCUCGGAAGAUAACGUGUGUUCUGAGACUAGGACAAGGUCAAGCAGACUGAAGCGUUUUGUUCACUGUGACGGUGUUUGCAGUCRCAUGCCCUAUGGUGGCUCCUGGCGUAUUUCUGGUGGCUCCACAUCCCUUAGAACUACAGAGACUUAUACUCACUACUACUGCUGCCCAGGAUGGCUAAAGAGUGGACGUCACUGCUCAAUACGUGACCCUUGUCCCAAAGGAAGAGAAAACUGCACCGAUUUUCCAAUCAACCACGUUCCUAAGCCAUCUGUGUCAUACCGUAAUGACUCUGCUGUGCCCAAGUUGGAGAUGGUUUGCAGUUUUGACUUUCCUGUGUGGAGGAACGUCUCAUACCUGGUUGAAUGGUAUGGAAGAUCAACUAAACCUGUCAAGAGGGACACAUGGUGUGUUCCAGACAAGCCAGCAGAUGCUCAGAAUGAUUGUACUCGAAGACAAAGUUCCAUUGUACUUCCAGAUCACUUUGCAUUAGGCGACACGGUAUGGUGCAAACUUUUCAUGAAGUUCUCUACAAAAAAGACCAAUAAAUGGACAGCAACAGGAAAAGACAGUAAUCAGUACUACGUGGGAAUCGAGGUUUCUCCACGUCACGUGAUUGUCAAAGAAUGCAACGUAGCAGAGAACAUAACAGUUACCUUAAGGCCAACUGUUCCUAUUUUACCCACAAUGAAUGUCCCUGGAUCUGACAGUGUAGUGGUGUCUGUGUUGAUACCCCAAAAGUACAAAGCACAAAGAAGACAAGCUGCAGUUGACAAAUGCCAUGUUGAACUGAAGACACAAGACAUAACUCGUGGUAAAACAAUCACGAUUAGAGGAAUCUGUGACAACCAACAAGAUCAAAGACAAAGCUUUUCCUUUCGUUUCAAACCGCAAACCACGAGCACCAGUUGGUCAGAUGUGGAUAGCUAUCAAAUGCCAGCAGUGAAGGUUACAGUGGAUAACACAGAAACACGAUUGUGCCUAACUACCACCGAUCCUAAUUUGUUUACAUUUGACAAAAGAAAAUAUUUCUAUAACGAGAUGGGUGAUUAUGUCAUGUACAGCAACGAAGCAAAGAAAGUGCAAGUUCAUGUUCGUCUUUGGAUAUGUGCUGGCCAAAUGACUUGUGUAUGCGGUGCAGCAAUACGAGAGGGAAAAGACGUCAUAGUUAUAUCUAUGUGUAACAAAAUGAAAAAUUCAAUGCCUACAAUACUGAGGACUUUCAAACGAAGUCCUGGAAGUCUAUCCAAAGGAAUACAAAUCACUAAGAAGAUCAGUGGUUCAUCAUUGGAGCAGGAGGUAAUUCUAUCUUCGGGUAUAAGAGUCUCAGUAAAACGUUCUGGAAGGUCACUGGAUGUUCGUAUCAAUGCACCAUCUACUGAMAAGGGAAAAGUCUUGGGGCUUUGUGGUAACUUUAAUGACGAUCCGGAAGACGAUUGGAACAAAGGAGGUGAUGGUAAACCUCAUGAUAAUGAAAAACUAUUUUCAGCAAGCUGGCGUCUUAAGGAAGGGAAGAGCUUUUUUGAGGUUCUCCCUGAACAAGAACUUGAAGAGCAAGUUGAACAAGGGAGAUCCUGCUAUUGUGGCAUCGAAGGYGAAACAACACAGGAUGAAAGAUGUGAUGACAACGCAAAUCUUUUUACAAGAAUCGACGCUACUCAGAUAGAAGUACUUAAUACUCAAAUAAAUGACCAGUCACACUUUGGUAUGAAAAGAUCUGUAGACAGUCACUGGUAUAGUGAUGACAUCAUUGAUCACGUGGAACGUAGCUACUAUGUGGAUGAUCUUCAUGUACAACUCGCUGUAAACCGCAUACGAAACAAGAGAUCACCGAUAGAAAUCAUACCAGAAAAUAAGGCAACCGAGUAUUGUAAAAUACAAAUUGAAGAAACAAAAGCAGGAAAGGCAUGCAUGAAGAUCUCGGAAACCAACUUAAAAAAUGCCAUGAUACAGUGUGUUAACGACUUAAAGUUGUCAGGAGACAAGACAUUUGCAGUGUUGGCAUUUGACACCAUGAAGUACAUAUGUGAAGAUACCACAUUAAAGAACCUUUCACUCUACACUCAUACUGCAAGUGGUGACUUAAUGCCUCCCAGAGAGGUAGUAAAAGACUUGUGUCCUGCAGACUGUAGUGGACGUGGCAAGUGUAAGAACAGAACCUGUAUAUGUGAGGAAGGCUAUACUGCACUGGACUGUUCCAUGAAGGUUAAUUCAGUUCCUGAGUUGUUGGGGAUUUACAAUAGUGGACUCUGUGAUAUACGAGAACGACCAUGUAAAAAGACAAAUAUCUUGGGUCAGAACUUUAUCAAAUCAAAGAACCUAACAUGUCAUGUACAGGAAGAAAAGGUUUAUCAAGGUACCUGGUCUCCUCGUGGAAUUCCUKUCACAUCACAAGGGAAAAUGACUGAUCUGUUUGGYGUACAGUGCAACCUGCCUGAGCCUCCGACUAGACUUGGUGACUACGAACACGAGAGUACCCCURCUGGGGGACUUUUGAUYUCGAUUUCUAACGAUGGAUUCAAUACUAGUGUUCRACGACUGCGUCAUSUGACUUACGAYUCAAAGUGCAUGAACUGCAGUAAAUCAGGAAAAUGUGAAUUUAAGGUACGUAUUCAAUUGACAAUGAGGCUAAUCCAAUGCAAGUUUUGAAGCAAAUGAUAGGAGGAGAAAACCCGGCCUGUUCAUCAUAAAUACGUAUAGAGGAGUAGUAAGUAUCUCGCCGGUGAGCAUCUGGUGCUGUUAUUCUGCAAGUGUCGAAACAAUGGUUUAGUAAAAUCGAUACCCGUCCGUCUUUCACAGAUCUGAAUUUGUCAACUUCUCGAAAACAGUAUUUUGGAAUUCAGGCUUUAGCAC